AUGGUGGGUGUUGCUGGUGUUAGGCGUACCAGUCGUAACGCAAGGCCAAACAGGGCGAUACAUCCGAGUGGCCAUUCAGCUGUGGUGCGUGGUUUUGGGGACACGGGGUUGAGAUUGAGGGGCCAGCGUGUGGAGCGCUGCACCUGUGCAUCACGAGGACGACAGCGCUGUCACGAUGUGCCAGUCAUCACCUGCUAUCAGUCAAGCUGCUACAACGGGGGAACCUGUAAGGAGGCGGUCUACUCCUCUGACUACCUGUGCCAGUGUCCACCAGGCUUCACUGGGGCUCAGUGUGAGAUCAACACCACUGAGAAGUGUGUGGUGGGCCAGGGUAAAGGGUACCGUGGUACGUGGAGUAUCAGUCGGACCGGCUCAGAGUGUAUCAACUGGAACUCCACAGCCCUCAAAGGGAAGACGUUCACAGCUAAGAGACCAGAGGCGAACAGCCUGGGGCUGGGCAACCACAACUACUGCAGGAAUCCAAGCGAUGAUACUAAGCCAUGGUGUCAUGUCUACAAGGGAACCCAGAUAGCCUGGGAGUUCUGUACUCUCUCCAGCUGCCCUGCAGACCAGAGCCCAGUGGAGUGUGUUCAGGGCACAGGGCAGACGUACAGGGGGACGACGGCCAUCACUAAGAGGGGCUACAGCUGUCUCGCCUGGGACUCACCCCUCAUCACCCACAAGUUCUACAACGCAUGGAGGUCUGAGGCCAGAGAGCUGGGGCUGGGGAGUCACAACUUCUGCAGGAACCCAGAUGGUGAUCUCGGCCCCUGGUGUCACGUCUACAGAAACAUGAAGCUGACCUGGGAGCUCUGUAACAUCACCAAAUGCCGGAGGAGACCUACUACCAUCACUACUCUAGGCCCCAGGGCUCCCACCAACAACAACAACAACAGAGUUAAACCAGAGCGUCUGCAAGUGGUACUGGGUCAGACGUUUCGUAAGAACUCCUCCAGCAGUGACCAGAUCUUUGAGGUGGAUAAGUACUGGACCCACGAGAAAUACAACGAGGAAACCUUUGACAACGACAUUGUCUUGCUGAAGUUGAAGAGUGAUAUUGGCCUGUGUGCUGUGAACUCCCCGGAGGUCAUGCCCGCCUGUCUGCCUGACCCAGGCCUGGUACUGCCUGACUGGACCGAGUGUGAGAUCUCUGGUUACGGCAAAGAGAAGGAGUUUGAUGCGAUGCACUCUGAGCGGGUGAAGAGGGGUCACGUGAGGUUGUGGCCUCAGMACCGCUGUGUCCCUAAUGUCUUAUCUGGGCGUCUGGUCACCUCCAACAUGCUGUGUGCCGGGGACACCCGGGGUCUGGAUGAUGCCUGCAAGGGGGACUCUGGCGGUCCUCUCGUCUGUCCCAAUGAUGGGAAGAUGACUCUGAUGGGGCUGAUCAGCUGGGGUGAUGGCUGUGGGAAGAAAGACACGCCCGGGGUGUACACACGUGUUACACAAUACACUGACUGGAUCAGCAGCAAGAAACAGGAAACUAGCCAGUAAACAAACACACAAACACACACACAAA
This is a messenger RNA of Salvelinus sp. IW2-2015, 1516 nucleotides long. The record is from RefSeq and is a predicted model, not a curated record. Lineage: Eukaryota; Metazoa; Chordata; Actinopteri; Salmoniformes; Salmonidae.